GGUCCCUACAUAACACCGACACUACCACGUGAUCAAACGCAAAGGUAGGCUAGCCAAGACAUCACGGUCAUAUGACCAGAGUUCCGCCAAGCUCUACGAGGAAGUAAACAACGCAAGAGAAUUUUCUAGCGAACGCUACUCCUUAAGAUCAGAAGCAAGCUAGAGUCGCUGUUAUUCAUUCAACAUGAGUGCAAGUCUGGACAUUGCUAAAGCAGGCUGGCUGUAUCGUCAGAGUUCAGUGCUGCGCAGAUGGAAGAAAAACUGGUUUGUGCUGUACCGAGAUGGGGUACUCCGCUAUUUCGAGUCACCAGAGAGUCCCCGUGCUGAGGAGGUCUUUGUGAUACGCUCUGUUUGCAAAUGCAUCAAAACAGGAGAUGAGAUAUCACCUGUGACACCACCUGACGGCAUCAGCAGUGCAAAGGCAUGCAUGCUGGAGCUGAAGAUGCAUGAUGGGAGCAACCUUCUAUUGUGUGCUGAGAGCUACGAUGACAUGAAGGCGUGGCAGAUAUCACUAGAAGAAGCCCGAACAAUGCAGGCACCAGUGAACAUGAUGCCACCAUAUACUCGAACGGUGCCCAUCCGGUAUGAAUAUGGUUACCCAUAUGGAUAUUCUGGAUAUCCAGGACAGGUCAUUGCAAGACCACCUACAGCUCAUGUGGUGCAAACCCCAAAUGGCACAACAGUGAUCAAUUCUGGCCCUCCUACGCAGGUGGUGUAUGUUGAUGACUACCCAUACCGUGGCUAUGACUAUGGUGCAGGACUCUUGACAGGGGCAGUGGUUGGCUCAGCACUUAUGUGGCCUCUGUGGUUGUGGUGAUCUGGGUACAUGAACACCAGUCCCAAAGACUUGAUCAGGCAAUCACCAGGUGUAAUACUAUAAAUGUGGCCAAUGAACUUUUCAAGUACAAAAUGUGAUAAUGUUAGUUGUUGGUACUGUGUUGGUACCAUGGUGUUUUCAGGCAUCUGCUUCAUCUAGUAGCUUCAGACUGUAGACUACAUUUUUCCUUCUAUAUUUUUUAAUGUGUGGCUAGUUUCCAAGAUUUUUCUGCUUGAAUUAUAACGCUUGCAAACACACAAACAUCAGAAAAGUUAAUGUUGUCCUGAUAAACUAGCUUGUUUUGUCUUCAAAUUGUCAAAAAGCAUCUUCUCAUCUUUGUGACAUGUACUUCAGUAUUUUGUGUACCUGUAUGCAUUUCCACAUCCACACAUUCAUGUAUGUUCACUUUAUUUGUUUUUUUCAACGUUAAAAAUACAUACAAGUUUAUUUUGAAAUAAAUUUUUGUGCAAUCUUUCUGUUUUAAUCUGGUGACAAGAAGGCACCAUUUUGAAGUUUAACCUGUGACUUCCAGUUAGAAGGGUACAAAUCUUACUUCAUUGAAUUAUCUAGUCUUUCAGUCAGAAUAUAUUGGUGUGUUGAGAGCAUUUUUUAUUCUUAAAUUUGCAUAUAUUUUUAUGUCUCGUCACUGAAGUAGAGCAUCAAAUGUACAUAGAAGCAAAAUUUAAUAGAGAUGAAUUGUGUUUAUACAUGUCUAUAAAUGUGCAGUAAUGCUG
Pomacea canaliculata is the source of this 1551-nucleotide messenger RNA. RefSeq names its product pleckstrin homology domain-containing family B member 2-like. Gene Ontology annotation, biological process: regulation of cell differentiation. The record is from RefSeq and is a predicted model, not a curated record. The transcript is spliced from 6 exons. Gene Ontology annotation, cellular component: membrane. Bases 185 to 817 code for a protein of 210 amino acids. Lineage: Eukaryota; Metazoa; Mollusca; Gastropoda; Architaenioglossa; Ampullariidae.